CGGGGGGUAAAUGGAGGAGUUUCGAGCGGAAACGACCGCGCUGUUAUGACCCGCGGAUUUAAAUUUGGAAUAUGAUUUGCAUGCCCCGUUAGGAAGAGAGAGAGAGAGAGAGAGCACAAAGAGAUCGAAAGGUGCGGGGCAGGGGAACCAGAGACAGAGCCAGAACCAGCGCCUGCAAGAAGAUGUGACCGUAGUAAACGAUCGACGUUUGUCGGAGAAUGGAGGGACUGACUGACGGCCCAUUCGCACAUGGCGUCAGCUGCUGCAGCCUUUUCCCCUUUGGCGGACUCUACAGACGCAGCACUGAUUCGAAGGAGCCUCACUUGGUGCGGCCUGAGGACGCGAACUGACCGACGGACUGAUUGACGAGGAGGCCUCGGACUGCGACAUCAACAGUGAGUCCAGAUCGGGGUUGUAGUACGAGGAGGGCAAGUGAUGCGUGUGUCUGUGUGGGGGAAGACGCCCGCAAUAGUGGAAGUGGGAGGGAGUUAUUAGAUCGCGAGUUCCGGUUCGGCUUGAUGGUGGCCGAUUGCUGCUAGCACGCGGUGGCAGAGGAAUUUCUUUUCUUUUCUCAUCGUAGGGAGUCGAAGAGGACGAGGCAUGAACUCGGUGUCUGAUGGAAGAGUAGGAUUCAUCAUUCAUCCUCGCGUCCGGCAGUUAGUUUAGCUCUACGGUAGCAUUGGGCAUAAAAUUGGUUCGAAGAUCCCUUCCUUGUUUCCUUGUUUCCUUCCUUCCUUUCCCCUACCCACCCUCCCUCUCACCCACCAACCAAUCAAGAAACCAACCAACCAACCAACCAAAGCAAGGAAGCAAAACUUUAUUUUGUUGUUGUUGUUAUUGUUGUUCCUGACGACACUGAGCGGGCAGCGAGAGCAUCGAGCAGGAUCGGGCGGCAUUUAGUGGAUUGACGACGUUUUUGGUGGUUUCUUGAAGAGGCCAUAGCCAUGACUGCCGAACAUUCGCCUCACGCUUCACCAGAAUCGUAUCCAUCGUUUGCGGGAAAGGGCUCUGGUGGCCCUCUACUGGGCUCGUUCACUCUGGAUUCUCAAGGAGCGGCCUUACCUUCUCAAUUUAAGAAUGUGUUAGAUUCACAUCCGGAACUCGGAGCUAAACAGGAUGUCGCCCCGUCGAACGGGAAGAGUUCUUCUCCUCCGACUUCCCUUCACGUUCUAGCGGGAGCAGAUUCUUCUCCGAAUGGAGAGCUUGUAGCAAAGCGGGAGGCCUUACCCCAGUCCUAUGUCGAUAGUGCGACCUCUUCGGGUGCCCCCAACCAAAUCCAAGUAAAAUUCAGAGAAGAGCGGGAUGGUAUCCCUAGACGUGACACAUACGGAAACGAUACAUCAUCAGUGGCCUUGGAAUACAGUGGCAGAACUGACAGAACUGAAACUACCACCACCUCCGAUUACACCACGGAAGUCGAGUCGACUUCGACCGAACAAACAUCUCUCACUCGAAGCACUUUGGACUCCGAGCAGCAGUCGUUUCCACAGAGAGCACCAGGGCACGUACCUGCGGUCGGGGACGAACCUGCGGCCGAGAAUCCGAGUCUUUUGACAGGUUUGCCUCAGCCUGCGAAGCCCAGCAUGCUCCGGACCUCAACUGCUGAGAAAGAGGAAUCGUUGAAGAAGUUGGUAGUGAUUCCCGAUUACCUCGGAAAGGGUAUGUCAGCAGCGGUUGAUUCAUCCGACUUAACUUAUGUGGAAGGUCCUCAACUUUCUGCUGCGAAUGCUCCAGAAAAGCCUAUCCUUGUGUUCAUCAACUCCAAAAGCGGUGGCCGUCUUGGCCCCGAGCUGGAGGCAUUGCUUGUGGAGCUCAUCGCUCCCAAUCAGGUGUACGACUUAUCUAAGUGCAAGCCAGUUCCUGCAUUGCGAUACGGGCUGGGCUAUUUGGAGGAGGCAGCAAGAGCCGGUGACGAAUGUGCACGCGCAACUCGGAAUAACCUUCGAAUCAUGGUUGCUGGUGGCGAUGGGACUGUAGGCUGGGUUCUUUCUUCUGUAGCAGAGCUGGAGCGGAAUGAUGAAUUUAAAAUUCCUCCAGUUGGCGUAAUUCCUCUUGGAACUGGAAAUGAUCUAUCUCGAAGUUUUCGUUGGGGAGGAUCGUUUACCAAAUGUACUCGUUCUUCUGUGAGGCGAUUCCUUGUCAAGGCGACGGAGGCUAAGGUUUCGACCCUCGACAGUUGGCAGGUUGUGGUCAAACCAGCACCAUCUCGCAAGGAGGAUCCACUUAAGUUACCCCACUGCAUGAAGGAGCAGCAUCAUAUUCCGCUUGAGAACACCGAAAAGCAGAAGUAUGCUGCAGAAGAGAGCCCAAACUUUGCGGGAGCUUUCUACAACUAUUUCAGUGUUGGUAUGGAUGCACAAGUAGCGUAUGGUUUCCACCACUUACGUGAUGAGGCUCCAUGGCUAGCUCGAGGCCGUCUGAGCAACCAGCUUGUUUACACCGGGUACGGCUGCGUACAAGGUUGGUUCUGCACAGCUUGCUCCACGGCUCCACGGGCCCGGGGAAUUAGACAUUCAGUGAAACUUCAAGUUAUAAGACAUGGAGGUUCGGGUGAUUGGGAGGAUUUGGAGCUGCCCCCCAGUGUCAGAGCGAUCGUCGUAUUGAAUCUGCAAAGCUAUGCUGGUGGAAGGAAUCCUUGGGGCAACCCUAGUGCCAGCCGACUCAAAAGAGAAGGUUUCGUAGAAGCUAGGGCCGAUGAUGGAAUUCUGGAGGUAGUCGGCCUUCGUGACGGAUGGCAUACUGCCGUUGUACUCCUCGAGCUUCUCACGGCGUUCCGACUAGCUCAGGCUGUCGCAGUUAGAGUGGAAAUGGGAGGAAACCGAGAACGAGCUUACAUGCAAAUGGAUGGCGAGCCUUGGCAACAACCUUUAGGUAGUGCAGACGAUAUACCUGCAGUAGUUGAAAUUGGAAAACUUCCUCACGCUUCCGUCAUGUUAUCUAGAAAAUAAGGUGAAUUGUACUUUUGAUUUGGAGUAGUUUUUAGAUGAAAUUUUUCCUGGUUAGAUUGACCAGAGUCUCAGGCAGAUUAUGAGGAAUCUAAGGAACUUGGAAAUGGGUUUGGUAAUUGUAAACUCUGUCUGGUGUAGACCCAGCUACUGGCAGAUCCUCCUGAUGUAUCAUAGCAAGGCAUAGGUGAAACGUUUAUGAACUUUUCACACGGUAAUUGGAGAAGGCAAUCUUACAAUUAUCUUCUCGUGUAAUACUAGUAGUAGAUUUGACUAUCUUUUGGAAAUAUGAUGAUGGCAACAUUGUCAAGAUUUCAACACUCAGGGCAUCGGGCCUGUAGUCAUGCAACUUGGAUGGAGUAGUCAAAAUUAUCAUCCCAGAAUGCUGGACAACUUGGAUUCUAGUUGGCAGACUUCCGCACAUUUUGGUUGUUUCAGAUCCUAUUAGUGUUAGAUAGACGACAUUGUAACUACUUAAACUCCUCCCUAGAUACGGUAGACAUGUAGCGCUUCCACUUGAAUUUAGGUCUUAUAUAGUAGUGAUGUCUAUCUUGUAGGAGCAUGAGUGCAAGAGGACAAUGCACUUCAUGUGAACCAUAGUUGACAAUACUGGUUCAGGUCUUACUUAAAAGCUUUAUCAGAAAUUGGUGCCUUCAUUACUCUUGUAUUGUAAUGAUAAGUAGCACCUUCAAAGCUGAUGCAAAUUUUGUCCAUGAGCGAAAUGAGGGGAUGGUGGCUCCCUCAUUCCGCUUGUCCUGCACCAGAUAAUUAAGAAUUGUUAGGCUGUCCAUACGCUUGUCUAUACACAAAAGGAGGGCAUGUUGAAGUUCACCUUAAUUGAAUGUGUCAGAUUGUUUCC
This is a messenger RNA of Marchantia polymorpha subsp. ruderalis, 3804 nucleotides long. The record is from the annotation of a GenBank genome assembly. NCBI's taxonomy places the organism in Eukaryota, Viridiplantae, Streptophyta, Marchantiopsida, Marchantiales, Marchantiaceae.